CUGUCACAGAGAGCUCCUUCUAACAAGUGCGUCAUUUCCUGUGGUCUCUCAUCUGUACUCGCCGGUUUAAGGGAGUUGGGGGUCUCGCUGUUUUCCGGUGACGGCGCGUAUUUCCGGGCACAGACUCGCUAGCUUUAACCCUCAUUCUCCAGCUCGGGACUACAGUGACCAUGGCUGAGUUUGACAUGUUUGGUUCUGUAGGUAAUGGGGUAUCAGCUGAGGAGGACCCAGCCGCCGCUUUCCUGGCACAGCAGGAGAGUGAAAUUGCCGGCAUUGAGAACGACGAAGGUUUUAGCAUCCUAGACAGCGGGGAGGUACCAAUGUCACUACAAGCAGGGGAUGGGGCCACAGAUACUGUUAUGAAUGGGGACUUUUAUCAGGAGACAAAUGGACCAACAGAUGGUUAUGCAGCCAUUUCACAUGCUGACCGCUUACAAGCUGAGCCAGAAAGCAUUCGCAAGUGGAGGGAAGAGCAGAGAAGCCGUCUAGAAAUGUUAGAUGCAAACUCAAAAAAACAAGAGACUGAAUGGAAGGACAAAGCUGGCAAGGAACUGGAGGAGUGGUAUGCCAGGCAGGAUGAACUGCUACAGAAGACUAAAGCAAACAAUCGAGUGGCAGAUGAAGCUUUCUACAAACAACCCUUCGCUGACGUGAUUGGUUAUGUCACAAACAUAAACCAUCCUUGCUACAGCCUAGAACAGGCUGCCGAAGAGGCUUUCGUGAGCGAUGUUGAAGAGACCAGUCCAGGCACAGAAUGGGAACGCGUUGCUCGUCUAUGUGACUUUAACCCUAAGUCCAGUAAACAGGCGAAAGACGUUUCUCGUAUGCGCUCCGUUUUGAUCUCCCUUAAGCAGGCUCCAUUGGUCCACUGAAAAUAAAGCACAAAAGCAAAAAAUUCCGUGACCCCCUCAGCAUUUUAAUCUUUACUCAGAGAGCCUAUGUUUGCAGAUUUUGGUUAUAUUUUCCUUCUGUACGGGGACCAAACCUUCCUAACGUGUAUGGGAUUGAUCAUUGUUUGUAACUUGCUGUCUUCCCCUUCUCCUCCCAUGUACCUAGAAAUUAAAUCUGUAAGGGAACCCACCACCCUUGAGGUCUUUGUGCUUCUGUGUUAACAAAAUUAUUUCAUAUAGAUUUGUGAAAAAUCAGAAUAGUGAUAUUAAAGUUCUAUCAACUGUAA
Xenopus tropicalis (tropical clawed frog) is the source of this 1177-nucleotide messenger RNA. It is a transcript of the gene clta, whose product is annotated as clathrin light chain A. The record is from RefSeq and is a predicted model, not a curated record. Gene Ontology annotation, cellular component: clathrin coat of coated pit; cytoplasmic vesicle membrane; membrane. Gene Ontology annotation, molecular function: structural molecule activity. Lineage: Eukaryota; Metazoa; Chordata; Amphibia; Anura; Pipidae. The transcript has 7 exons. The coding region runs from base 171 to 872 and encodes 233 amino acids. Gene Ontology annotation, biological process: intracellular protein transport; vesicle-mediated transport.